Molecule: messenger RNA, 2754 nt
Organism: Peronospora belbahrii
Lineage: Eukaryota; Oomycota; Peronosporomycetes; Peronosporales; Peronosporaceae
Source: the annotation of a GenBank genome assembly
AUGGAAGGCCGUAUACACUUGCAUAUUGAUACAGAGGUACCAUCAAAUGUAUAUGUACUAGAUCUAUGUAAACUAAGUGAGUUGGCGCAUAUUUCUGAGGCAGAACUGGUGUACAGCAUGCAGUCAAAAGAUGCGGUGGACAUGCAAGGUGUCGUUGUAAAUCGAGGCCAAGAAGUGCCAUUUGAGGCCGUAGGAAAAAAAAUUGGAGAUGAUGAAGAUAUUAACAGCUCUCACGGUAGUCCAGUGCCGCUUGGGACCGUGGAUUUGGGUGUCAAGCAGGUUCUACUCACUGCAGCUUCGAGUACCAUGUGUUUAGACGGCUCCGACACUCCUAAAUGUCUUAUUAUGCUCGGAGACUAUACGCUUAUCGAACACAUUCUGGCUCAGCUGUUUGUAGCUGGCAUGGAGAGAGUUGUCAUCAUUAUUUCGUACUUUGGACAUGAAAUUAUGGGACAUGUGAAGGAGAGUUUUCUAUACUCGAAGCUGCAGAUCGAGUUCUUGAAUCUUGGAGAGGAGACGCCCUACGGUCAUGCACGCACCUUGUUGUCGGCAAGAGAGAUGUUUGAUAAACCCUUUUUGAUUCAUACAGCGGACCAUAUCUUUGACCGCGCGAUUAUUACUCGUAUGGCACAUUUUGAAAUGGAAGGGUGUGUCGCGUGUGUGCUCGUAGAUACAGACACAAAUAAAUUGCAGGGUCUCCCGUCCACGGCAGGAAAAGUAGUACUGGAUUCGACGAACGGGAUAAUCCGCAAAAUUGGACGUGGACUAAAGCAAUUUGACGCUAUAGAUGCAGGUUUAUUUGUGACAACGGCGAGACUCUUCGCAGCAUUGGAAAUGUUAGCCUACGAGAAGCCAAAAUAUUCUUUGGCAGAGGCGCUAAAUGUACUGCGUCCGAGCUAUGGAUUGAAAUAUGUGGAGACUAACGGCGAUGCAUGGCUGAGUGUAGAGACUCAAGCACAGUUGGAUGCAAUCAUGGCCAACAAUAGCAUCUCGCUGCUGUCGCCGUGGCCGGUGUUUGUCGCUAAGGAACCAAGUGAAAAGGCACCAUCGCCGACUGCAUCGGGUGGGAGGAACGUGUUUUUGGCUGUUUCAGCUGCUGAUGAUGACUCCAUGCUGCGCGCAGUUGACGCGCAUGUGCGUCAAUCGGCAGACGUGUUUGAAGGAUUUGUAGUUGGCGUGAAUCAGCUGCAGGAAGUGAAUACUGCUGCAACGACUGCACGUACUACAGUAUCAGUUCAAGCACGCGAAAAUACACCACUGCUUGGUCGUUUGGUGAGACCGCGUUCAUGGCGCGGAUAUGACGGACCAAACGUACCUUUGGCUAUCCGACGUAAGCGGAGUUCGUUCUUGAAACAGGCGGAAGAUUCUUUUGUAUUAUCGAUCCCAUUUGAGCAGUCAUCAUCUAGCGCCAGUGCUAAUAUUGGUACGUCACACGAUAAGCGUGGAGUGCCGUCAAUUAUGAAGCGGAUCGCUUAUCUGAUUGAACUCCCGCAAGUCACAACAACUGGAGGUGGGCCUAGUGCAGUACAGGAAACUUCGCAACAAUUUGUGCUUGCUGUGCCAGAUAGCAACACGGUGUACAAGCCCCUUGGCUUGUUACGGAGAUUGUCGUCGCUGCCGACUGAUGUCAAAAAUAUUGCAGUAGAAACAAUCGAAUAUUGCAAUGGCACAAUGGAACUGCAAUUGCUUGUAAAGCGCCAGGUGCCUUUGGUUGGUUACGUGCUCCUACUUGCAUCACUGUUUGCGAUAUCGUCUUUGGGUGCGGCGUUGGAUCUGCAGCGUAAUGUGGACCCUUUCAUGAAAUUGUUUUGGCGAACAACCGCGUCCCUGGUCGUGUUUCUUCCGCUUGCUGGAUGUGCACUGUACAACCAAGGCUUGCCGCAAUUUUCGACGCGGAAUAUGAUUCUCUUUGUGACGUGCUCGCUUUCGUACACAGUCUUCCUCACGACAUUUCUAUGGUCACUGUCACACACAUCCAUUGAUCACGCUUACAUAUUUAACAACUGCCACUCGCUACUUAUGGUCGUGGGCCGCCUGCUUCUUAGGCAAUACAUAUCACAGUUUGAGAGUCUGGGAACUGCUAUUGGUACUCUAGGCGGUGUGCUGACGACUUUGGAUCAUCAGCCGUCAUCUUCAACGAAAGUCGAAGUAGUGCAAGUAUCAUUGGCUGGAGAUCUCGUCGCACUUGUUGGUGCCGUGGGAGGUGCUGUGUACUUAAUUACCGCCAAGAAAUUGCGUACUGAGAUGGACAUCAGUAUUUUAUUUGCUGGCAUGUUUGUGAUACUUGCGCUGCUGAUAUUCCCAGUGUUUUCGCUGCUUGAGAUCCCGUUCGAGGCAUCUCGAGAUCCUGACAUUGGACUCUUGGGCUGGCUGCAUCCGUUGCGUAUAGGAUUGGAAGCCUACAUUGUGGUCGUGUGCACACUUAUCGGUACGCUAGGCUACAUUGCUGCUAUCAAGUAUUUUGCUCCCAUUGUCGUGUCCAUCGUGAUGCUUGUGGAGCCGGUGCUGGCUGCUUUCAUGGGUGUGGUACUGGGUGUUGAUGUAUUUCCGGGUCUGCUUACAAUCGUUGGCUCAUUGCUGAUAAUCAGUGGUGCGGCACUUGUGAUCGUGUCCAAUUCGUCCAAGACCCAGACGAUCGACGUCACGCAGGCCAUGUCAUUAACCUCAUCAGCUAUGCCUCAAGGUCUUAGCUCUGCCACCGGUCUUAGUCAGUCUCAAACAACAAAUCAAGCGAUCAAUGCAAGACAAGAUUGA